AUGGAUGAGACCUAUGAUGUUAUUAUUCUUGGCACUGGUUUAAAGGAAUGCAUUUUGAGUGGAUUAAUGUCUGUAGCUGGCAAGAAAGUCCUUCAUAUGGAUCGGAACAGCUAUUAUGGUGGGGAAAGUACUUCCGUCACUCCACUUGAUGAUCUCUUUAAACGUUUUAACAAACAGUGCCCUGGUGAGAAAGUGUAUGGCCGUCUACGGGAUUGGAAUGUCGACCUUAUACCGAAGUUUUUAAUGGCUGAUGGUAAACUUGUCAAGCUUCUCCUACACACCGGGGUGACUCGUUAUCUGGAAUUCAAGUCGGUGGGUGGCAGUUACGUUUAUAAAGGCAAUGUGGAGUCUGGGAGAAUUUGUAAGGUUCCAAGCAAUGAAAAGGAGGCGCUGACGUCAGAUCUCAUGGGCAUGUUCGAAAAGCGCCGGUUCAGGAAAAUGCUUAUCUUUACUGACUCAGUUGAUGAAAACAAUUCUGCGACAUGGGGAGGCUUGCCUUUGAACAAGUGCACAAUGCAGGCCGUAUUUGACAAAUUCGGUGUUGAUAACAACACACAGGACUUUGUUGGUCAUGCCAUCUGUUUGUACCGCAAUGAUGACUACAAACGGAAUCUGUGUGCUUUGGAUGCAAUUAAGCGCAUGAAACUCUACAGUGACUCGCUCAGUCGGUACGGUUCAUCACCCUACCUCUACCCUCUCUAUGGGUUAGGCGAGCUGCCCCAGGGAUUCGCUCGCCUAAGCGCGGUUUACGGAGGAACUUACAUGCUCAAUAAGCCCUUCGAUGGAUUUGUCAUGGAGAACGGCAAAGUUGUCGGCGUCAAAUCAGAGGGUGAGGUGGCCAAGUGCUCCAUGGUAAUCUGCGAUCCCAGCUACGCGCCAGACUUGGUUCGGCAAGUUGGAAGGGUUGUACGUGCCAUCUGCAUCCUGGAUCAUCCGAUCGAAGGCACAAAUCAAGCCACCUCGUGUCAGGUCAUCAUUCCUCAAAACCAAGUUGGACGUAAACAUGACAUCUACGUCUCCUGUGUGUCCUAUGAUCACAACGUGGCCGCCAAGCCCUUCUUCAUUGCUCUGGUCGCCACCACGGUGGAAACACAGCAGCCCGAGCGUGAACUCACUCCGGGCAUUCGUUUGCUUGGCCACAUGAAGGAUUGCUUCGUCUCAGUAUCCAACAUCUACGAACCCACGAACAACGGCAGGGACAAUAAUAUCUUUGUCUCGUCGAGCUACGACGCCACCACACACUUCGAGACGACCUGCGACGACGUCCUCGACAUCUACGAGCGCGUCAUGGGCGAGAAGUUCGACUUCUCCAAGGUGAAGGCCACUUCAGAGGACGACCAGUAG
This is a messenger RNA of Mesocestoides corti, 1344 nucleotides long. Lineage: Eukaryota; Metazoa; Platyhelminthes; Cestoda; Cyclophyllidea; Mesocestoididae. The record is from the annotation of a GenBank genome assembly.